This is a messenger RNA of Parus major (Great Tit), 2304 nucleotides long. It is a transcript of the gene RAPGEFL1, whose product is annotated as Rap guanine nucleotide exchange factor like 1. The record is from RefSeq and is a predicted model, not a curated record. Gene Ontology annotation, molecular function: guanyl-nucleotide exchange factor activity. Gene Ontology annotation, cellular component: plasma membrane. Gene Ontology annotation, biological process: Ras protein signal transduction; positive regulation of GTPase activity. The transcript is spliced from 14 exons. Bases 96 to 1964 code for a protein of 622 amino acids. Lineage: Eukaryota; Metazoa; Chordata; Aves; Passeriformes; Paridae.
ACGGCGCCGCGGCCCGAGCCCGAGCGGAGCCGAACGGAGCCGCCACCGCCGCCGAUGGGCCCCUGAACCACCGCCGCCGCCGCGCCCGGGCGGCCAUGAAGCCGCUGGAGAAGUUGCUGAAGAAGCCGGGCUCGCACCUGCCCGUCCGCCCCGCCGCCCCCCCGGGGCAGGUACCGGGGCCGGGGUCGGUGCCGGCGCCGCGGCGGCAGAGCCUGUCGCGCCCGCCCGCUUCCCCCGAGGAGCCGGCGGGGCCCGCGGGGCCGGUACCGGGGGGCGAGGGCCGCUGGCUGGAGCUACGGCCGCCCGAGGCGCCGCUCCGCUCCCCUGAGGACCCGUCACCGGGCUGCGACCGCCACCGGGACCGGGAUCGGGAUCGGGACCGGGAGCCGCCGAGCCCGGAGCCGCCGCCCGCCGCCCGGUGCUGCUGCGGCUGCGGCUGCGCCCCCGCCGCGCCCGCGCCCCCCGAGCGGCUCCUGGCCGCGCUCCUCGACCGGCUGCCGGCGGCUGCACACGGGAGGGGCUGCGGGGCAGAGUCGCUGCUGGAUGACAUCGUGCUCACCCACUCGCUGUUCCUGCCCACCGAGCGCUUCCUGCAGCAGCUGCACCAGCACUUUGUGCUGGCUGCGGGCAGCCCCCCGGCGCACUGGGAGGAGGGGUCCGGGCUGCGGCGCAAGCGGGCGGUGCUGGCCGUGCUGCUGCACUUCCUCGAGACCUACAAGGGGCUCCUGCAGGAGGAGGAGAGCGCCGGGAAGGUCAUCAAGGAGCUUUACCUGCUCAUCAUGAAGGACACGUCCCUCUACCACGAGCUGGAGGACGAGAUCAUCAAGCUGCACCAGCUCGUGGAGACCGUGGAGCUCAAGGUGGCCGACGAGACCCCCCCGCCGAACAAGCAGGUGAAGCCUCUGUUCCGGCAUUUCCGACGCAUCGACUCCUGCCUGCAGACCCGGGUGGCAUUUCGGGGUUCUGACGAGAUUUUCUGCCGCGUGUACAUGCCCGACCACUCGUACGUCACCAUCCGCAGCCGCCUCUCGGCCUCGGUGCAGGACAUCCUGGCCUCGGUCACCGAGAAGCUGCAGUACUCGGAGGAGCAGAGCGCCCGCGGGGACGCCCUCAUCCUCGUCACCAUGGCCUCGUCCGGAGAGAAAGCGGUGCUGCAGCCCAGCGAGGAGUGCGUGUUCACCACCCUGGGCAUCAACAGCCACCUCUUCGCCUGCACCAGGGACACUUUCGACUCCCUGGUGCCGCUGCCCGAGGAGAUCCAGGUGGUCCCGGGGGACACCGAGAUCCACCGCGCCGAGCCCGAGGAUGUCGCCAACCACCUGACAGCCUUCCACUGGGAGCUCUUCCGCUGCAUCCACGAGCUGGAAUUCGUGGAUUACGUGUUCCACGGGGAGCGGGGCCGGCGGGAGACGGCGAACCUGGAGCUGCUGCUGCAGCGCUGCAGUGAGGUGCAGCACUGGGUGGGCACGGAGCUGCUGCUCUGCGAGGGGCUGGGCAAGCGAGCCCACCUGCUCAAGAAACUCAUCAAGAUCGCUGCUAUCUGUAAGCAGAACCAGGACAUGCUCUCCUUCUACGCCAUCGUCAUCGGCCUCAACAACGCCGCCGUCAGCCGCCUGCGCCUCACCUGGGAGAAGCUUCCAGGGAAAUUCAAGAAUCUGUUUCGGAAGUUUGAGAACCUGACGGACCCCUGCAGGAACCACAAGACCUACCGGGAGGUGCUGGCCAAGAUGAAGCCCCCACUCAUCCCCUUCGUGCCACUCAUCCUCAAAGAUCUGACCUUCCUGCAUGAAGGCAGCAAGACCCUCCUGGACGGGCUGGUCAAUGUGGAGAAACUGCACUGCAUCGCCGAGAAAGUGAGAACCGUGCGCAAGUACCGGAGCCGCCCCCUCUGUGAGUGGGGGGGACGGGGAGGGGGCACUGCUGGGGGGCCCCACACAGCCCUGAACCUGCAGGGCUGGCCCUGAGGGGUGGGGAUGUGGCCAGAGCAUCCUCACAGCUCUUUGCCAAUGCCCCUCCAUCCCUAAAUCCCUGCAUCCUCAUCCAUCCCUUCAUUCUGCAUCCCCAUUCCUGAAUCCCCAUUCCUGAAUCCCCAUUCCUGAAUCCCCAUUCCUGAAUCCCCAUUCCUGCAUGCCUGAAUCCCUAUCCCUUCACCCCUGUCCUCAUCUCCAUAUUUCCAUUUCAUCCCUAUCUCUGUCCCUGCAUCCCCAUCCCUUCAUCUGCAUCCCCUGCACUUCUUCCAUCCUUCAAUGCCCAUUUCCUUCCUGCAUCCCCUCCAUCCCCACAUCCCCUCCAUCCCCACGUCUC